Messenger RNA from Fonsecaea multimorphosa CBS 102226, 966 nucleotides. RefSeq lists its product as uncharacterized. NCBI's taxonomy places the organism in Eukaryota, Fungi, Ascomycota, Eurotiomycetes, Chaetothyriales, Herpotrichiellaceae. The record is from RefSeq and is a predicted model, not a curated record. Bases 1 to 966 code for a protein of 321 amino acids. The transcript has a single exon.
AUGUCAACACUUGUCGUUGUUACUGGUGCCACUGGUGGUCAGGGAGGCUCCGUCAUUCGCGCCUUGCAGAGCAAACCCGGACUACGACUGCGGGGUCUGAGUCGAAACCCUGAUGGGGCAGCGGCCAAAGAACUAGCAAGCCAGGGCGUCGAGAUGGUCCAGGCCGACUUGGACGAUGUGUCGACCCUCCAGAGGGCAUUUGAAGGAGCCCAAGUCAUUUUCGCUGUCACCGACUUCUACGAGACCAUGAGGGCAGCUGACAGCUGGACCGCCAUGAACGUGGAAUACCAACGCGGUAUCAACAUUGCCGAAGCUGCAUCGCGUACGGGGUCUCUGGAGCAUUUCAUCUGGAGCACGUUGCCAUCGGCGCACAAGAUCUCCAAGAAGCAGUACUUCGUCCCUCAUUUUGAAGCCAAGGCCAAAGUGGACGACUUCAUCAAGUCGAAAUCUCAGCUGCUCGCCAAGACGACCUUCUACUGGGUCUCUUUCUUCGGCGAGAACCUCCAGAAGCCGACCUUCGCUCCCUUAUACCUGUCUGGCCUGAAGAAAUAUGUCAUCGUCCUACCGACUGCCCCGUCCUGUCCGGUCGGCUUCAUCGGAGACCACCGGACCAAUAUUGGGAUUUACAUCGCGGCAAUCAUCGAGCAAAGAUCACGCACGCUGGGAAAAUACGUGUUUGGAAACGUCGAGACAGUGCCGCUCAAGGAUUACUAUGACAUUUGGGCUUCGGUCGUGGGCAGGACCGUCGAGUACCUGCAGGUGUCCAACGCCAGCUACUGCGAACUUUUGCCCAAUUAUGGGCAGGAGAUGUCGGUAAUGCUGAAUUUCUGGAACAAGUAUGGAGCUGAUGCAUGGUCCGGAGAAGACACCUUGACAGACGCGGAUCUGGGGAUCACCAAGCAGCUGAUCGGGCUAAGGGAAUCUAUCCAAAACCUGGAUUGGACAUCUACGCUGGCACAGGAAUGA